AUAAGACAUGGACGAUCCAAUUAAAAGUGGACGAGGAAGAGGUGGCCGUGGAGCCCCAUUCGGUGGUCCGACAACUAAGAAAGAACUAAGACGACCGAUGUUUGCUGCGUCUCCGCCUCCUCCGGCUGAACCGGAGGAUCCGCCUGCCGUUUCCGAAACCUCCGCCGACGAUGUUGCAGAGCGCCUCAACCAGAUCAAUAUUCAAUCCGACGACGGAAACUUCAAUGUGAACGCAUCUGAAUUUGUUCCAAAGUUUGGAUUGAGUGUGGCCGCCGACGCUUUCUUUCCUUAUCAGGAGGAGGAGAUCAUCCCAAUCCAAGAGGAAGAGAAGCAUGGUCCUGCUGUCUCUAUACUGUACGAAGCUAUGUACCAGCUAACCCUUGAACCUGGAAGAUUUGACAGUAUUGCUCGACAAUUAACGCAGGAUUUAAACCUUGUUAUAAAAGAAUAUUCUACAAUGGAGACUUUGGCUGAGGUGAUUCUUGAAAAUGGAAUCAAUGAACCUAACUUCAGAUAUACUGGAGCAAGAUUAUGUGAUUAUCUCUCUCUCCAUCUAACCAUGAUUAUUGAGGGAGCCACCCUUAGACAGAUUCUAAUGCAGAAAUGUAAUCGUGAGUUUAAACUCCGGGAUAAACUGAUAGCAGAAAAUUCUACCAGAUUACGCGGAUUUACAAUAUUCAUUGCAGAACUGUUCCAGCAGCUAGAAAUUCAGGUGGGUGCUGUAGUACAGAGGGUCCAGGUUCUAGGAAAUGCUAUCCUGGAGUUAAUAAUCACAUUGGGAACUCAUCCUGACAAGGAGAAUAUUAAGUGCAUUGUUCAAACCUUGAAAUGUUGCGGAAGUGUUCUAGAAGAAGAGGAAAGAUCUAAACCAGGAAAUAACGGUACUACGCCGAUAAUAGACAAAACAUUUAAAUUCCUGGUCGAGCUGAGCAGUAAUCCUGAACUGGAACCUGGUCUAGGAGAUAUGCUACUUCACUUGGUUAAUCUUAGAUCUGCAAACUGGGGGCACUCUCCCCCUUCCACAGCCCAGGUGUUGUCUGAUCUGCCUGGUCCUCUAGAUUUAGAACCGGUUUUCUACGCACCUGACGGUCAGGUUCUCACCAUGGAGGAAUAUGAUUUCUUACAAGAGUACGGGCUCAAUGACGAAGACAAUUUCGGGGAGGUUCAGUGGUCUACUGGGGAGGAUAAUCCGGGGAUGGGAGAUGAGAUGGAAGCAGCUUACGACGAGUUUCUCCGGGGGCAAUCAUAGUAUGGAGAAAACAAGUUCUCAUUUAACAACCUUAGGACGGAGAAACCAAUUUCUCAGGGGGUAAUCUAGUAUGGAGAAUAAAAGUUCUUCGGGGAUAAUCUAAGGACGAAGAAAACAAAUUUCUCCGGGGGUAAUCUUAGUAUGGAGAAUACAAGUUCUCCGGGGGUAAUCUUAAUACGGAGAAAACAAUUUCUCAAGGGGAAAUCUUAGUAUGGAGAAAACAGGUUCUUCGGGGGUAAUCUUAGGACGGAGAAAACAAGUUUUCAGGGGGCAAUCUUAGUACGGAGAAAACAAGUUCUACGGUGGUAUUCUUAGUACGGAGAAUUCAAGUUCUCCGGUGGCAAUCUUAGUACGAAGAAAACAAUUUCUUUGAUGACAACCUUAGUACGGAGAAAAUAAUUUCUCAGGGGGCAAUCUUAGUACGGAAAAUACAAGUUCUCCGAUGGCAAUCUUAGGACGGAGAAAUUAAGAAAUAAAAAUCAAAAAAACAUUUUUUUCUAUUCUUACAGCUUGAAUUCCAUGUUUAGGUGUUGGCUUAUUUAUACAUCAUUUUAUACAUGGCAUAAAUGAAUUGUAAUCAAGAUUGUUUAAAACAAACUUACCGCUGUCAAUCUUAAUAUACCGUUUCUGUAUUAUGAUAAUGAUACGGUAAGUUUUCUUAGAACAAUGCUUCUGUAUUAUAAGAAUACAUUAUGUGAUUUUGUUAUCUAAAAUUACGUGUCGUAUCGUAAAAAAGCAAUGAGGAAUACAAUUUGUUCACUUGUAAUAACGUUUUAGUGUUUCAAAUAUCAGUUCGUUAUCUCGUUUGAACGUUUCCGUAUGUCAAGAAUACAAUUCGUAGGCUUAUAAUAAUGUUUGUGUAUUUUAAGAAUACAAUUUGUUCUUUUGUAAAAACGUUUGUUUCUUCGAUACCAUACAUAGAAUAUUACAAUAUAUGAAAUCAAUAAUUAAUGAAUUUAUUUGUCAAAAUGUAUUUAAUACAUUUGUUAAGUGUAGAAAGAACUUUUUUUAAAGAUUUAUUGGCGAGGUAGUUAAGUUUUUCCAUCUCCAUCUUAGCUUGAAUAUUACAUUUACCUAAAAAAUUAACAAUUAAAACACAUUUUUCCCUCAAAAAAAGCGCUGAAAGUAAUAAAACAAUUUCAGCUAUUUUGUGAAUUCAACCAGAAAUUUUUUUUCAAUAAAGGAAGUAUUCGCAAAACCUUAAUGUUGAUCUAGACAAACUUUGUAAAUAAAAUCAUGAAUUAUUAUUAUCUUCUUUUCAAUGUUUCUUUAAAAGAGUUUCCCUGUGAUUUCCUAGUAUAAACUGUGCCAAUUAAUUAAGAAAACUGUUAUUGCUAAUUCCAACUUAAUGUUUUGUUAACAGUCCCUUUAAGAUUAAAAAAAACGAUAUCAUGUAAAUUGAGUACCUCUAAUUCUCGAAACCGAAAGAUAUUUUUUUGUUCGAUUGUCUUUGAAAGACUAACAAGUUUUAGGAGAAAAAAAUCUUAUUUUUAUUUUUUUUCUAAGAGACUAAGGGAAGAAAAGGUUUAACUCCUGUAUUGAAUUAACUGACGGUGAUUUUAUUUUUGUAACCUAGCACAUAGAAUAUUUAACAAUAUUUUGUAUUUUAUAUAUCGUCGAAUGUCUAGUAAUUUUUGUAUUUAUAAAUCGUCGAACCAAUUGUCUAGAUGAUUAUUUAUUUGUUGACUCUAAUGUUUUUUUCUUCUUUUCAGAAA
Messenger RNA from Eurytemora carolleeae, 2964 nucleotides. Its product is annotated as polyadenylate-binding protein-interacting protein 1-like. NCBI's taxonomy places the organism in Eukaryota, Metazoa, Arthropoda, Copepoda, Calanoida, Temoridae. The record is from RefSeq and is a predicted model, not a curated record. Gene Ontology annotation, biological process: regulation of translational initiation. The transcript is spliced from 12 exons. Gene Ontology annotation, molecular function: translation activator activity; protein binding; RNA binding. Bases 8 to 1249 code for a protein of 413 amino acids.